Nerophis lumbriciformis (worm pipefish) is the source of this 1533-nucleotide messenger RNA. The record is from RefSeq and is a predicted model, not a curated record. NCBI's taxonomy places the organism in Eukaryota, Metazoa, Chordata, Actinopteri, Syngnathiformes, Syngnathidae.
AUGUCUAUCGCCAACACGCCUACCAGCAACGACGCCUGCCUGAGCAUCGUGCACAGCUUGAUGUGCCACAGGCAAGGCGGCGAGAGUGAGAGCUUCGCCAAACGGGCUAUUGAGAGUCUGGUUAAGAAGCUCAAGGAGAAGAAGGAUGAGCUAGACUCGCUCAUCACCGCUAUUACCACCAAUGGCGCGCAUCCCAGCAAAUGCGUCACCAUACCUAGGACAUUGGACGGACGACUACAGGUGGCUGGACGUAAGGGUUUCCCACAUGUUGUUUACGCCAAGCUUUGGCGCUGGCCCGACCUGCACAAGAAUGAGUUGAAGCACGUCAAAUAUUGCCAGUAUGCCUUUGACCUCAAGGCUGACAGCGUGUGCGUCAAUCCUUAUCACUACGAGCGAGUGGUCUCUCCCGGCAUUGACAUUUCAGGACUGAAUCUAACAGGCUCCAGGCCCGGCUCGGCAUUGAUGGUCAAAGACGAGCACGAUUUCGAUGGGCCCCAAAGUCUGCCCCCCAUGGAUGAGGGUCGCUCAAUGCAGACCAUUCAACACCCUCCAUCAGGGGGUCGUCCAGGGCCCUCUGACCUAUUUGCGCCCACUAACAUGCUCCCUCCCGCUGAGGCGUCCACCUCCGCCUCCACGUCAUCAUUCCCAACUGUCGCCACAGGAUCAGCUAGUGGCAAUACAGUCUGGUCAAGGAACAGCAGCUUCACCCCGAAUACACCACACCACAGCAACGGUCAUCUCCAGCACCAUCCGCCCAUGCCACAGCCAGCACACUACUGGUCAGUCCACGACGAGUUUGCCUUUCAACCCCCCAUAUCCAACCAUCCCGCUCCAGACUACUGGUGCUCCAUUGCCUACUUUGAAAUGGACUUGCAAGUGGGCGAGACCUUCAAGGUGCCGUCGUCGUGCCCCGUCGUGACCGUAGAUGGUUACGUGGACCCUUCAGGUGGCGACCGCUUCUGUCUGGGCCAACUCAGCAACGUUCAUCGCACUGAAGCCAUUGAAAGAGCCAGGCUUCAUAUAGGCAAAGGUGUGCAGCUGGAGUGUAAAGGCGAGGGCGACGUGUGGGUACGUUGCCUCAGCGACCACGCCGUCUUCGUGCAGAGCUACUACCUGGAUCGCGAGGCCGGCCGGGCGCCCGGGGACGCUGUGCAUAAGAUCUACCCCAGCGCUUACAUCAAGGUGUUCGACCUGCGGCAGUGUCACAGGCAGAUGCAGCAGCAAGCAGCGACCGCCCAGGCGGCAGCAGCAGCGCAGGCAGCCGCCGUGGCAGGGAACAUCCCCGGACCCGGCUCGGUGGGAGGCAUCGCACCUGCCAUCAGCCUAUCGGCGGCGGCCGGUAUCGGCGUGGACGACCUUCGCCGCCUUUGCAUUCUCCGCAUGAGCUUCGUGAAGGGCUGGGGGCCCGACUAUCCUCGACAGAGCAUCAAGGAGACCCCGUGCUGGAUCGAGAUCCACCUGCACCGUGCCCUGCAGCUGCUGGACGAGGUGCUGCACACCAUGCCCAUCGCGGACCCCCAGCCGCUCGACUGA